Molecule: messenger RNA, 2331 nt
Organism: Indicator indicator
Lineage: Eukaryota; Metazoa; Chordata; Aves; Piciformes; Indicatoridae
Gene: TBC1D16
Product: TBC1 domain family member 16
Exons: 11
Coding region: 1-2331 (776 amino acids)
Biological process (GO): activation of GTPase activity
Cellular component (GO): early endosome
Molecular function (GO): GTPase activator activity
Source: RefSeq, a predicted model, not a curated record
AUGUCUCUGGGGCGACUCCUCCGACGUGCCUCUUCAAAAGCUUCCGACCUCCUGACCUUGAAUUCUGGUGGCAGUAGCAGCUCAGCUUCCAUACUUGAUGGGGAGAUUAUCUACUCGAAGAACAAUGUCUGUGUCCACCCACCUGAGCUGCUUCAAGGCAUCGGGGAGCAUCAUCCAGGCUAUCUGUGUUUGUACAUGGAGAAAGAUGAGCUACUGGGAACCACACUUAUCCUUGCCUGGGUGCCAAACUCCCGCAUUCAGAGGCAGGACGAGGAAGCCCUGCGCUACAUCACUCCCGAGAGCUCCCCUGUCCGCAAAGCUCCCCGCAAACGCGGUCGCCACUCUCAGGGUUUCGGCAUCGUCCGGCCAGCUUCCCCCACCGAGCAGAGAGGAGCAGUGGUCCUGAAGGGAGAAGACAUCUUGACUCUGUCUCAGCUUGUAAAAGAUGUGGCAUACAUCAGCUCCCCUUCUUCGGAAGGGGAGAAGCUGUCGCAGUGCUGCCCCGCGGCCGACGGCAGCUGCCGGUCCCCCCAGCCUGCCCGCAGUGACUCAGGGAUCCUAUCGGCAAUCAGCUCUCAGGAGGAGCAGAACAGGUCGGAGCUGUCGGUGGAGGGGAUGGAGGAAAGUCUGGACUGCAGGCCAGAGCCAGGGGAGGAGGAGGGCUCCUUGGAGCUGUCUGCUGAUGACGUGAGCAGGGACAGUACUUUUGACUCUGAUUCUGAUGCCUUCUUUUCCCCCUUCUGCCUCUCUCCCAUUGGUGAAGGCCUCAGGAAAAGCAGUAGUUCUGUGUUUCUGGAUAAUGAGAGCAGCUCUGCCUCCAGCCUUGACACCAGUGCCCAGUUCCAGGAGAAUAAUGGGCAAACACAGGGCACCAGAUGGGAUGAGCAGCAGAAGGUCUUUGCCCUGGAGCAGGUCUGUGGUGUCUUUAGAGUGGACCUGGGACAAAUGCGAUCCCUUCGCCUCUUCUUCAGUGAUGAGGCAUGUACCUGUGGACAGCUGGUUGUUGCAAGCAGGGAGAGCCAGUACAAGAUCUUCCAUUUUCACCACGGUGGCCUGGAUAAACUGUCUGAGGUGUUUCAGCAAUGGAAGUACUGCACAGAGACCCAUCUCAAGGACCAGCAGCUGACUGAUGAGAGGAUGUGUAUGCAGUUCUCCAUCCGCCGCCCCAAGCUGCCCUCCUCAGAAACCCACCCCGAGGAGAACACCUACAAGCGUCUUGAUGUGUCUGCCUGGCUCCAUCACCUGAAUGAGUCUGGACAGGUGGAAGAGGAGUACAAGCUGCAGAAGGCCAUUUUCUUUGGUGGGAUUGAUGUUUCCAUCCGUGGGGAGGUGUGGCCCUUCCUGCUGCACUACUACAGCUAUGAGUCCACCUCGGAAGAGAGGGAGGCACUGAGACUGCAGAAGAGGAAAGAAUACUUCGAGAUCCAGGAGAAAAGGCUCUCAAUGACUCCAGAGGAGCAGAAGGAUUUCUGGCGUAAGGUCCAGUUCACGGUGGAUAAAGACGUGGUGAGGACCGACCGCAGCAACCAGUUCUUCCGAGGGGAGGACAACCCAAACGUGGAAACCAUGAGGAGGAUCUUGCUGAACUAUGCAGUAUUUAACCCAACAAUUGGAUACUCCCAGGGGAUGUCUGAUCUGGUUGCUCCACUCCUGGCAGAGAUCCUAGAUGAGUCAGAUACUUUCUGGUGCUUUGUAGGACUGAUGCAGAACACAAUCUUCAUCAGCUCACCCCGGGAUGAGGAUAUGGAGAAGCAGCUGCUGUACCUGCGGGAGCUGCUGCGGCUCAUGCACCCACGCUUCCACCAGCACCUCUCUGCUCUGGGAGAGGAUGGCCUGCAGAUGCUCUUCUGUCACCGCUGGAUCCUCCUCUGCUUCAAAAGGGAAUUUCCAGACGCUGAGGCUCUGCGCAUGUGGGAAGCCUGCUGGGCACACUACCAGACUGAUUAUUUCCACCUCUUCAUCUGUGUGGCCAUUGUGGUGAUUUAUGGGGAUGAUGUCAUUGAACAGCAGCUGGCCACUGACCAGAUGCUGCUGCAUUUUGGCAACUUGGCCAUGCACAUGAACGGAGAACUUGUGCUCAGGAAGGCAAGGAGCCUGCUCUAUCAGUUCCACCUCUUACCUCGCAUCCCCUGCAGCCUGCAUGACCUGUGCAAGCUGUGUGGGACAGGAAUGUGGGACAGUGGCUUCAUCCCUGCUGUGGAGUGUUCAGGCCAUCACCCCGAGUCCGAGAGCUGCCCCUAUGGGGGACUGGUGGAAGUGUCUUCUCCUAAGGCAGGAAGUGAAGGCAAGAGAGGCCUGAAAACAAGAGACGUCUUCACCUUCCGAAAAUAG